AUGGCGAUGAGUGAUCCUUGGAUUAGGGGAAGAAGAGAAGGUUGUCUUAUUGGACCCCAAAAGCAAGGUACGUAUGAUAUUACGGUUAAACAUCUUAUGUUGCCAAAUGAGAAACAAUGGGAUAUGCGGGUGAUAAGAGAUGUUUUUGAUCAUGUAGCGUGUGAAGACAUAUUACAGGUCCCUUUGUUGAAGGAGGUGGUGAGAGAUAGAUUGAUUUGGAAAGAAGAGCAAAAUGGUGUGUAUAGUGUGCGGUCGGGAUACAGAUUGUGGAGGAGUUCUUUUGAAGCAACAAAGGUGGGUAUGAUUGCGUUUCAUAAUUGGCAAGAUUGGUUCAUGGCUCAAAGGAACCAAGAAAGCGGAAUUAAUCCUCAAAAUGGCAUCAGUUGGAACCCGCCAUCGGAAGGGUGGUUAAAGUGCAAUGUGGAUGCGGGGUUUAAUAAGGAAUGGGGGGCAACUAAUAGAGGUUGGUGUGUACGGGAUAAAAGUGGAAAUUUCAUUGUUGCAGGGGUUGCUUGGGAUAUUGAUACCCUCUCUAUUCUUGAAGCAGAAGCUUCGGCCAUUAAAGAAGCUAUCGAAGGUGCUAUAGCUAUGCACUUGGAAAAUGUCAUCUUUGAAAGCGACGCUCAACAGGUAGUGCAAGCUAUCCAUUCCAAACAUAUGGAUGAUUCCGAGUUUAGCUUAAUUAUUAUGUCUAUUAGAAACUUGUUACAUGUUUUUUCCAACUUCGAGGUGAAUUUCAUUAAACGUCAAGCGAAUUCGGUUGCCCACUCCCUAGCGAAGGCGGUCAAUUCUUGGACUAGACGUAGUGUCAUAAACUCGAUUCCUCCUUGUAUUCAACCUAUUAUUUUAAAUGAAAUGCAUUGA
Messenger RNA from Vicia villosa (hairy vetch), 864 nucleotides. RefSeq lists its product as uncharacterized. The transcript is spliced from 2 exons. Lineage: Eukaryota; Viridiplantae; Streptophyta; Magnoliopsida; Fabales; Fabaceae. The record is from RefSeq and is a predicted model, not a curated record. The coding region runs from base 1 to 864 and encodes 287 amino acids. Gene Ontology annotation, molecular function: RNA-DNA hybrid ribonuclease activity; nucleic acid binding.